UGAGAAUCGAAAUAAAGUCAAAUGCUGAAAGCAUUAAAAACAAAGGCUGACGAAACGGUUUUCAUGAAGUGGACUAUUCCUCCAUCGCUCCUAACAAAACAGAUCAAUGACAAUUUGAAAGAAUCUAUUGCCAAAGAUAAUUCAGAGAGUAUUUCACUGUCUAAACUCAAUGCUGAAGAAGGGAAUGAUGAUUUAAAUAAGAAGAAUGAUUGUACAGACAGGAAUGAAACAAAUUUAUUGAAAAAAAAAUUUAGUUCUAUGGAGAACUUGAAUCAAAACUGCAAAAUACAUGAUAAAAGGUAUAGAUACCCUCCUUUUGUAUGUGGAGACGAACUAUUGUACAAUGGUCAGUUAUCUAGAAUUAUGUCACAAAAAGCUGAAAAGUAUCUUCGCAAAUGGUUAACAGCUGCUCACCCACCAGAACGUAUAGCCACUCUCAAGAUUAUACAUAAGCUCACUCAAGAGACAAAUAAACAAGAUCAGUAUAGUGAACGUCAAAUCCAAGAACUCUUGAAGAAUACUGUGAAAAGCGAUUGGAAUCUAGGCACAGCUCCACAUCCAAUAUUUUCUCGUGGCAAUGGUUCAACUCAUCUGAAACACUUGAAUCUAUUGACGCAAAACGAAAGGCGAGAUCAUUGGAUGUACUGCAGUUGGCACCAUCUGCCACCUUAUACAGUUCCGAAAGAUUUGGUAAAAUAUGACUAUCCUGGAUCUCACUACUUACGUUUAGUGAGUAGACAACCAAAAGAUUAUGUUAUACAUCCUGAUAUAGGUUAAUAAAACUGAACACUUGUGUGGAAUAAUACAUCUAAAUGCAAAUCUUCUUUUCUGUAAAAAGAAUAUAAGAAGGGAUUUUAGACUCUAUAAUAUAUUUGAAUAAACCGAAACAGUUGCUUGUAUAAACUUGUAUUUCAUUUAGUUUAGUAAUGAUACUCUGUAAAGUGUAAUCAAACAAUUUUCUGC
Trichobilharzia regenti is the source of this 963-nucleotide messenger RNA. The record is from the annotation of a GenBank genome assembly. Lineage: Eukaryota; Metazoa; Platyhelminthes; Trematoda; Strigeidida; Schistosomatidae.